CGCCUGGCCCCCAAUAUCGUCGUCCCUGCAGUAGUGUCGGAUAUUAAGGCGGCCGCUCCCUCCUCCAAUUUCAAUUUCUGUCGACGCCAUUUCGUCGACCCAAUCUCUUGACCCUGUCUGGCAUAGGGAAGCUAACUCUCUCUUCCGACUGCCCAUCCAGGAGCCCUCUCACUCUCCGUUACUAAGAUUAACCACGCGCGCAACCACUGAGCCGUUGAUAUUAAGACACCCCUCCGCCCACCAUGGCCUCUACUGCGGACACUGCCGCUCCUAGCUACUCCAAUCCCUCGGCACACAAGGAAGACUCGCCCGACACUGCUGCUCGUCUUUCGCUCUCCUCUGUCGACAAUCAGUCCGGAACACGCAGGACCAGCUUCAACUUUCUGCGCAGAGCCAGCGGAAAGAGCUCCUCAGAAACACGCGGUAGCAGCGCCAGCCGAAGCACCUCGGGAGCAAAAAUGAGCCGCAAGCAAAAGGCCCUCGCCCAGGAGGAGGCGUUGCGCAGGCAGCGCGAGGCCAGUAUGCUCCCCACCCAGCCGCCCCGCCUGCCCUCGCACUCGGCCCUGCCCCAGAUUGCCACGUUCGGCGGCGAGGAUUCGUAUCGUCCAGACUCGGUCGCCAUUGUCUCCAACAAAGUCGGCGCCUACAACCCCAAUGCCUUCAACUUCAGUCGGCCCUCGAUUGACCCUUCCAAGGUGGCUCGCCAGCCCAACAUGCCGACCGGCCCUUCGCCUCCAUUGCCUGCCGACAUUGAUCCAUACCCCAGGGCCGAGAGCAUGACCAACCGUGGCCGCUACAGCUAUGCCAGUACCCAGGCCACCAACGUCAACAGCCCUCGCCGCGUGCGCAGGAGGAAGGAUCCCACACCAUUCAACAUCCUUGUUAUUGGCACAAAGGGCUCCGGCAAGUCCGCCUUCAUCGAGUUCCUGCGCACUGCCCUCGCGCUUCCCGCUAGUAAGCGACCGCGCACCCCUUCUCCACCUGCGACUGCCGUUGGUGGCGACGAUUCGCCCUUCACCUCGCAGUUUCUCGAGACUGAAGUCGAUGGCGAGAGAGUGGGUGUCACCCUCUGGGACUCCGAGGGCCUCGAAAAGAACAUUGUCGACUUCCAGCUGCCUCUGAUCACCACCUUUCUCGAGUCCAAGUUUGAGGACACAUUCAGUGAAGAGCAAAAAGUUGUCCGUUCCCCAGGAGCAAAGGACACGCAUAUCCACUGCGUGUUUUUCUUGUUAGAUCCCAUCCGUUUGGAUCAGAACAUUGCCGAAGCCCGCAAGAAUGCCAACAUUGUCAAUGCUGGCAGUGCCAUUUUUGGAGGCUUGGACGAGAAUCUGGAUCUCAAUGUGCUCCGCGAGCUCCAAACAAGGACUACCGUGAUUCCAGUCAUCAGCAAGGCAGACACCAUUACUGGUGCCCACAUGCGCUAUCUCAAGAAGACGGUGUGGGACACAAUCAAACAAUCCAAGUUGGACCCACUCGAGGCUUUGAACCUCGAAUUGGGCGACGACGAGGAUGAUGAUGAGGACCGACUUGACGAGCGCGACGAGGAUGAGUAUGAGCACUCGUCUGACGGCGAACAGAAAUCCGAGAUGCUCAACAAGAUUCUCGAACGAUCUUCUUCCGAAGCUGCGCGCUCAAUUGCUUCGUCUGCGUCGUCCACCAAAUCCCAAUCGCCUUCGGCGUUGGCACCAAAUGGUAGCAGGAACCACAGCCGCAAGCCGUCUGCCAUGGCUGCGUCGAUUCACAGCGAAAGCACUGAAACACCUUUCCUGCCUCUCAGCAUCAUCUCACCGGAUCCUUAUGACCCCGAGGUUAUUGGGCGUAGGUUUCCUUGGGGUUUUGCCGAUCCCUACAACCCAGAGCAUUGCGAUUUCGUCAAGCUCAGGGAAAGCGUCUUUAGCGAUUGGCGUUCUGAGCUUCGUGAAGCCAGCCGCGAGCAGUGGUAUGAGAGCUGGAGGACGACACGACUCGAAAAGGGCAGGCGUCGCGUCGUUACUGCAGAUGGACCGACAUCGAGACAACUUUCAGUCCCUGCUUCCAAUGGUCGCGCAGUCAGCGCAGAAGGUCGCGAGUAUCGCCCAUACCGACCUGGUGCCUUUUAACCGACCAUCUGCUCUAGAAGCAAAAACAGCAGUAUGUGAAAUUAACAAGAAUCCGCGCUGGUACGUCGUUGGACCACAACACUGCCAGUCUCCAUUAUCUGAAAGCAGCAUCUAUCCAACAAUGCAUGUUUGAGGAAACAACAAUUUGGACGUGCCGAGCAUGUUACACUUUCACAUCGUAUGCAUUUCACAAGGUGCAUGUGUAUACUUGAGUUUGGCACAUACCUUUUCCUAUGUCGACUAUGUCUGAUACUCUUUUGUGUUUUUCUUUGUCUGUUUAUCUGAGUUUGACUUCAGUAUUGCGCAUACCCCCUUUCGAUUGUUUAGUACCCCUUAGAUUCAUGCUCUUCCCACGCCGUUUCCUCUUUGCAAGAAGGAUCCGGGUGGUUAAACUUGGCGCUGAGCGUAGCUUUUAUUGACGAGGUAGUUCCAAACUGUAUUUAGCGGUUGCUUCUUUAUGUAGCAAUUGAGGGGUUG
Messenger RNA from Bipolaris sorokiniana ND90Pr, 2576 nucleotides. RefSeq lists its product as uncharacterized. The transcript has 3 exons. Gene Ontology annotation, biological process: cytoskeleton-dependent cytokinesis. Gene Ontology annotation, cellular component: microtubule cytoskeleton; cytosol; septin ring. Lineage: Eukaryota; Fungi; Ascomycota; Dothideomycetes; Pleosporales; Pleosporaceae. The coding region runs from base 243 to 2099 and encodes 618 amino acids. Gene Ontology annotation, molecular function: GTP binding; GTPase activity; molecular adaptor activity. The record is from RefSeq and is a predicted model, not a curated record.